AUGAUUGCACGAAGGAGAGUCAAGCAACUUCGGGACGCCCAACGCCUCCCCAAGUAUCUCUGUGCGGUCUACCUGUAUGGUCUUCGUCGGCUUGGAACGACUUAUAUUACGUUCAGUUCGCUUGCUCAGUUAGAGCAUCGUGUUCGAUCAAGGUUUGCUAUCGACCACGUCGUCAGUAUCUAUCGAGAACGCCUAAAACGAGUAUCAACGCUCGAGCAGUUAAAUGACGGCGACACUCUUUGUGUUACUCAGAACGCUUACGAUGACAUGGAUAUCUUAUGCGACUGGAUAAAACAACGGCAGCGAAUCGUGCAUGAUUUCCAAUACACACCAAAGGUUAGUAAUAAACCGCAGCUAUGGGACUCAAAUGGUCGCAGCAUUGGUGUCCAAGCGAAACAGAUGGGUUAA
Molecule: messenger RNA, 408 nt
Organism: Phytophthora infestans T30-4
Lineage: Eukaryota; Oomycota; Peronosporomycetes; Peronosporales; Peronosporaceae
Exons: 4
Coding region: 1-408 (135 amino acids)
Source: RefSeq, a predicted model, not a curated record